AUGGUGCUGUGGGACAUCAACGAGGCAGGGCUGAGGGAGACCGCAGCACUGGCCCGGGAAAGUGGAGCCUCCAGGGUGUUCUCCUACGUAUGUGACUGCAGCAGCAAGACCGAGGUGUACAAGGUGGCUGACCAGGUGAAGCGGGAGGUUGGAGAUGUCACUAUUCUGGUGAACAACGCUGGGAUUGUCACAGGGAAGAAGUUCAUGGAUUCCCCAGACUCCCUGAUCGAGAAGACCAUGGAAGUGAACACCAUGGCCCACUUCUGGACAUAUAAGGCGUUCCUUCCUGCCAUGAUCGCAAACAACCAUGGGCACCUGGUGAGCAUCGCCAGCUCCGCGGGGCUUCUGGGAGUCAAUGGUUUGGCAGACUAUUGUGCCAGUAAAUUUGCAGCUGUCGGAUUUGCAGAAUCCAUUGGACUGGAAAUGCUCGCCAUAGGGAAAAGCGGCGUCAAAACCACCAUCGUUUGUCCCUAUUUUAUCAACACCGGCAUGUUUGACGGCUGUCAGACCAAGUGGCCUCGUAUCAUGCCCAUCCUGGAUCCAGAGUAUGCGGUGAGAAAGAUCCUGGAGGCUGUUCUCACAGACCAGGUGUACCUGCUCUUGCCACGCAGCAUGUACCUCAUCGCUGGACUCAAGAGCAUCCUCUCCACAAAACAAGGGCUCCUGCUGGGGGAGUACCUCGGGGCCUUCACCAUGAUGGACCACUUCAAGGGACGCAACAAAAAGCUGGAGUAA
Messenger RNA from Knipowitschia caucasica, 735 nucleotides. The record is from the annotation of a GenBank genome assembly. NCBI's taxonomy places the organism in Eukaryota, Metazoa, Chordata, Actinopteri, Gobiiformes, Gobiidae.